GCGACACCCAGUGCAGCACAUUCAUCCAUCCAACCGGCUCUAGCCGUUUUACCCCUGGGCUGCCCUGGAAUGGAACGAACCCACCAGAAGGCCGAUCCUGUGAUGCGCUAGCAACCCGAGACAAUGGACCCCGAGCUCCGUUGACGGCGGCCCAGUCAUGACAUUGAGGUGAUUUCCAACCGGCUGUUCCCGACCCACCAUGCCUGUCUAGAGUAUUACCGACUCUCGUCCCUUUCCUCCUUUUAUCCUUUGCUCCUGAUCCAACAACACUUUGUUCCCCGUCAAUCCAACAGUCGCGAACGAAUCCUCCCAGCGCCCACCCAUCCAGAACCCCGCGAUCCCCUCGAAGCUGUUCCCCCCCAAAAGUCCGCUUCCAAUAUUUGUGACUGCUCGGGCACCAACAAAGCCACCAUCUUCGACAUCAUGGCCACCCCUGGCCGUUUGACCUUCCUAUAUCCUCAGCUGUUCCGCACAGGCGCUCUCUGGUCUGAGCCAGCCGCGGCUCGUGUUGCCCGCAAGCCUCGUCGUUAUGUCGCUCCUCUCUCUUCUCAGCCCUCAUGCUGCGCGCAUACCGCUUCGGCUCCUUUCUCCAGCUCCGCCUCCCGGAGGCAAGCCGCCUUUGUAAAAUACGGAAAGGCCGUAGAACCGCAGCCAUUACAUGACGAGGCACCGACAACGCCUUCCGACCCAAAACCAAGCGCCGGCCCGAAUCCCAACGCUGCCCCGGCAGAGAAGCAGCAGUCUGAAAAGAGCGAGCCAACAACACCAACAGAAGGCGUCCCCGAUGCGCCAAAGGCAGCCCCAAGCUCCGGGGGAACCCCUGAACAACCACCCACCGCAGCCGCCGCGAGAACGGGCUCAGAUCCGACGGCAGACAAAAAGAGCACCACGCCUAUGGAAACCAUUCUAUACAUGGGACCACCUCCCUCCGACAACACCACGCGCCUCCUGACUGACUCUGACAACGGCAACGGCCGACCACCGCACCUGCAACCGCCUCCCUACGUCCACCACUUCGACAGCUACUCGCUCGUCAAACAGCUCUCGGCCGGCGGCUACACGCUCACGCAAGCCAUCACAGCCAUGAAAGCCGUUCGUGGUCUGCUAGCGUCGAACCUGGACGUGGCGCAAGCCGGGCUGGUGAGCAAGAGCGACGUGGAAAACGAGACGUACCUGUUCCGUGCAGCGUGCUCAGAGCUGAGCACCGAGGUCAAGAACAACCGGCGGGUGGCGGACGAGCAGUUACGACAGCAGCGCACGCAUCUGCUUCAUGAGGUGGACAUACUCACGCAGAGGCUCAACCAGGAGCUGUUGACGCUGAACGAUAACGUGCGCGGCAUGUUCAAUGAUCGGAAAAUGGCAGUCAGGGAGGAGCAGAAGGCCGUUGAAAGUCGGAUUCAACAAAUAAACUACAAAAUCUCCGUCAUGCUCAACAGCGACGCCCGAUCCGACAUCGAAGCCCUGCGCUGGGUUCUCAUUCGCCGGUCCGUGGUAGGAAUAUUGUUUAUGGCGGUCGCUACCCUCGGUACUCUGCGCUACGCCACUUAUGUGAACCACGAGCGACAGAGGGAGGCCGACAGAAAGAAGCGAGAAGCUGAGGAGGCCAGGAGGCAUGAUGGCACAAGAGACGUUGCGCCGGCGCCGUUUGCGGCGGAAAUUCUUGCGGCGAAUUAGAAGUAGACGCUUCUUUUUGGAUUCCGAUCAUGGCCGCAUUGUUAUAGACACAUUGGAGGAAGCGACAGGAGCAGGGUUCAAGGACGCAAUGACGGCGGUUUAUACCAGGUUGGGGGCUGUUCUCUCCUUUUGUCAAGCCGUGAGAAGCAAGGGGUGCUAGAGAACAGAGGGUUAGGGUCGGAUAAGAAGAUACCCAAGUAAACAAUCGAAAGAAAGGGGGGGCUCAACUCGAGCCAGCCCCUGUUUCCCAUUUCAUCUCGAACCAGAUUCCAAAAUUUCCCUUUUCUCGCCAAGCGAGACUCUUCAUCAACAGUCCACAUGCAAGUGUAUUACAACGUCCUAUACCGUCUUUAUAUAUAUAUGCUCUUCCCCAAA
Neurospora crassa OR74A is the source of this 2049-nucleotide messenger RNA. RefSeq lists its product as hypothetical. Gene Ontology annotation, cellular component: mitochondrion. The transcript has 2 exons. Lineage: Eukaryota; Fungi; Ascomycota; Sordariomycetes; Sordariales; Sordariaceae. The coding region runs from base 424 to 1674 and encodes 416 amino acids. The record is from RefSeq and is a predicted model, not a curated record.